UAUUUAAUUUUAGUACUUAAAUUGUUAGUUCUGUACCUUAAUAAAUAUAUAUUUUUGAAUGGCUGCAGCCAUGCGCUAGUUGCAGUACCUGCCAAUUGCUCUUCCCCUCGGGAUUGGAGAAGAUUUUCAGUAUCGUACAGCUGAUAAGUGCAACAAAAAUGUAAAGUGCUGAAAUAAGAGUGCUGCGAAUCAAAACAAAUACGGAGCAGCAUUAAAAACAAUUAAAUUCUUGCAUACAUAACUUUGAAAGUGUUUUAAUAUAUGCGAACAAAGCAUGCAAUUCUGCUAAAAAGUAUUAGAAAUUUGGAACUACAUACAUAUACAAAUUUUAAGUAGUUGCAGCGAAAAGUCAAAACAAACAUAUAAGACGCUAGCAACAAAUAGCUUAGCAACAAUGUUGCGAAACAACGAAGUAGACAAUGUCAGAUCAACUGCAACAGAAACGAAAUUAGUUGAGGGUCAAAUGACCAAUCCAAAUACUAUUGUGGGCACAACGGCAUUGACGCUCUCAGCUGUGCCUGAGAGCCCAGAACCAGCUGUUGUUACGUCGCCAACAUCGCCAUCGUCCUCGCUUCUGUCGCAUGCAGCUAGCGAGCCCACAUUUGACGUUCAGAUGCGUACGCAGCAACAACAGAAAAUUAAACUCUAUCACGAUGCCAAGCAGCAUGCCGUAUGGCGCACCGAUUCCCUAGCCUCGAAUUCGUCGAACUCGUCAGCAAAAGCGGGUGCUGCUACUGAUUAUGUCAGCAUGAGAUCAACUGCGCCAGCAUGUCUACUGCAGCGGAAAUCGUCUGACAGCUCAGUGGUGUCAUCAUCGAUGCCGCGCCGCGUCUCAUUUCCGGAAAGCGAUAAGGAGCUGGUCACUGGAUAUUUGGAACCGGCCAAUCCAUGGGAAGAAGCCUGGCAAGUGAAGAGCCCAAGUGAGAUCACCGAGCUUUAUGAAAAGUCAUGCCGUAAACAUAACACUCAGCCGCUGCUUAGCAUUCUUGAGCACCUGAAAGUGCUCGAUCUUAAGCAGGGACGCCAGCUGCUAUUAUCCUUGAAGGCCCUACCAUUGACGCCCAACGACUGUGAGCCGCUAGAGGAAAUAUUUAAGCGGAUACAAUAUAAAACUAUUGAUCUAUCCGAAUGUCCGCUGACCGAAAGCUGCCUGGGCGCCCUUUUUCAAAUGAUUGAAUACUAUGAAGCUGCCAAUGAACUGGACAUAUCGUACAAUAAGGCCGAGAUGUCGUUACGCGGCUGGAGCCUCUGCACCUAUAUGAUAGAACGGAGCCUGGAACUGCAGAUGCUCAAUGCCGAGGGUAAUCAGAUAUCGAAGUUGGGUGCCGAGAGCUUGGGCAACGCCUUGGCCACUUCUAAUCUGCACACACUGAAGCUGGAGCAUUGUGGACUGAAGGGGCCGCCACUGACUAGCUUAUGCUGCAAGCUUUACCACAACAAAGUGCUCAAAGAGCUGUGGCUGGGCUACAAUGAUUUGGACUGCACGGAUGCACAACAUAUUGCGGACAUGUUGCGCUUCAAUCACAGUAUUGAGCUGAUUGACAUAAGCAACAACAACAUAAGGGACGAGGGUACCAUGUAUUUGGUGCAGGCACUGAUAUUGCAGUCCACAGAACUGGAGCGGCGCAGUGGAUUGCCCCUGCAGAGAGCGCGAGCCAUUGAGGAUGAUGAGUGUGUGUCGCCAUUGGAGACGACACCACCCGUGCAGCUAAAGCGUGGUCCGAGCGAGGAGGAGUGUCCCAAAGUGCCUGAAAUCGAAGUAUUGACGGAUCAAGCAUCGCAGUCUGCUUCUGCUUCUAUUUCCGCAGCCGUUGCCGCUGCGGGUGGAAGCGGCGAUGGUAGCACAUCCAUAGAAGAGGUAGAGAAGCAGCAGAAGCAGAACCAGCAACAGCAACAAGUGUCCGAUGAUCAGAAGCAACAGCAGCCUGCCGUUAUGGAUACCAGCGCAGCGCCAACGCCAUUGGAUCUGGAGAACGAUGUGGACGAUGACAAUACAGACGACACUGUGCGCACUGUCCGGGGCUGCAAUCAGGGCGCGGCUGGGCAGUCUAUGCUGGACAAGCUGCUCUCGAUGAACAGCGAUAGCAGCAGCGAGGAGGCGCCCUCCAACAUAUCCACAGACACGCUGGCGGCUUGCUGCUCUGAGGAUAUUAGUGAGAACAGCAAUGAGAUUUAUGAUGCAAAGGCCACACAAGUAGCAGGCACAGCACAAACAACAAAAACAACAGCUAAGGUGACAAUUCCGACGACGACGACGACGGCGACGACUACGACAGAAAAUGAGACGACAAGCGCCUUGAAACCAACAGUUCCAGCAGCGCUCACGUUAGAGUCAGUGGAGCAGCUGUCUCCCAAGCAACAACAACAACAACUACAGCAACAACAACAAAGUUCCCAAACUGAACGCAACUUAUGUGAUAUAACUCCCUCAACAGAGGCUAAAACCGUUGAAACCCCCAAUGAAACCUGUGUACAGAACAACAAUAACCACAACAGCAACAGCAACAACAACCACAACAACGCCCAUGGGCAUAACAAUAGCAAUAAUAAUGUUAAUAAUCAUAAACCAUCAACAACAACAACAAAUCCUGGCGCUGAAAUACCACCUAGUGGUAUUUUUGAGGUGACGGCCGAAGAGAGCGAUUGCAUUAAUGGUGGAGCAGCGAGCGGCUCCAGACCAUUGGAUGUUAAUAAAAACGCCAAAGUUGGAGAUGAUUUCGAGGAUACGCACAGCACAGAUUCGGCGUUUGAGAGUGCUUCCGAGGGCGAUAUUAGUCGCCAUUUGCCCGAUGAGUUUAGUCGAUUGUCUGUGUCGCUGGAGAGCACACGCCUGGAUGACUUGACCAAGGAAAUGGGCAUAGAAACAGGCACCAUAGCCACCGAAUCAACUGAGUGUCUGGUGGCCGAGGAGGCAGGAACGCCCUCGUCCACACCGACGCCAUCAACAACAACAACAACCGCAGCCACAGCAGCAACAGCGACGCUCACAUUUGCACCAGAUGUUAAAGACGAUGAGGUAUUUGCAGCGCCAAGACCCAGUCCUUGCCCCAGUCCAACACCUACACCGCCACCGCCUUCCACGUCGCCGGGCGGCGUCAGUUCUGGACUGCGACGCACGGAAACCAGUUGCGCUUACCUCAAUCAGUCCACCCGCAAUCGCUCCCAAAGCUCGGACAGCUUGUGCAGCGAAAAUUCGUUGGAUGGUAGCACCAGUUCGGAGCAUCAGUUUGCAGAGAAAUUGACCAAGAACGAUACACUUUCCCGUCGCCAGCUGGUGGAUGGAACGGCUGAGGCGGCAAAUCGCCCGCCCAGCGGUCUUAAGGCCCUCACACUGUGGAGCAAUAACUUGACUAAGGACUGUGGUCGCAGCAUUGCCGAAUUGUUGCAAAAGACCGUAUCACUGGAGCUGCUCAACAUCGGCAAGAACUGUUUGUCGAAUGAUUUUGUGGCGACCAUCAAGGACAGCCUGACAAAGAACACAACGCUCACCACAUUGGGUCUCCAGAGUGCACAUUUAAGCGCGAAGGGCAUCGAAACACUGGCGUCCAUUCUAACCUUCGGUGGCAAUAGCAAACUGCAGCGCAUCGAUAUACGUGACAAUAAACUAGAGGUGGAAAGUCUGAAUAUAAUCGCCGAUGUGUUGAAGUCCAACAAAACGAUCACACAGAUAGACAUCAAUGAUGAGCCCAAACGUUUGACGAUUGGCAGCGAUGCGCAUCUGGACUAUACACGUGUUCUGGGCACUGUGCGAUCGAUGUGCUCGCGCAACGAGAAGAUCCAGGCCGAAUUGCUGGCGGAGAGGACGGCGAACGUGGGUGGAGGCGGCAAUUGCAGUAGCAACGGCAGUGGUAUCAACAAUCGGUGUCGCGGUGGUUACUACUUGGGCUCGCGGAAGAUAUCGCUCACAUGCCACAGUCGCCCGCUAGUGGAUGCAGUCACGGGCACAGUCACGGGUCCGCUAGCAGUAACCGCAAUGCCAACGCCGGCCGCCAAACUGGAGGUGAAGCGCAAGUCAAAUGCGCGAUUGCGCUCGCCGGGUCCCAGUCCGCCCACGGUGUCGCCAUCCUCCUCGCCAAAUCGCAGUCGCUUUCAUGUCUCUCGUGUGAAUGAGGUCAGUCCGCUGACAUCGCCGCUGGUCGCAAUGCCGCCACAGCAUCCGCCCACGCCGCGUUCGGCCAGCAGCUGCAUGUCCAUACCGGCGGCCACAUCGACCGGUGGCAGCCUCCUUGGCAGUCAAAGCAGUCUAAAUGCGAUGGCAUCGUUGCCCACAUCCAGCUCAUUGCCGGCCAUGGCCUCCGCCACAUCGUCCACCCAGACCAUUAAACGUCUGUCUGCCUCGCCUCGCUCACGUUUUCAAGUACAACGCAUCUAUGAGGAUCCACAGGUGCCACUGGCCAGCCGACAAAUGCCACCGAUAACACCACAGACACCACCGAUUAUUUUGCCACCAACGCCGAUGCUGAAGUCGACGCGCAAGGCUGCGCAGUUGGCCGAAGCGGCGUCUACAACAUCAUCAGCAACAUCCACACAGAAGGCAGCGGUUGCACCAACACCAACAACAGUGGUUAUUGUGGAGCCCAGCCAAGACGCACACCAUGAUGCCAAUAGUACAAAUGAUGUCGAUGAGACGGCGGUGACGAAAAAGCUAUCGCCACAUUUCACCAACUCGCCCACAUCAUCAAGCUCAUGCUCCACAUCGCCAGUAUCGCUGACAUCAAACUCCAAUUCAUCGCCAUCACCGUCAUCUUCGUCUUCAUCAACAUCUGCAUCGGCGAGCAGCACCUCAAACGAUGUCACCGAUUCCUUCAAUGUAGAAUGCACAACGACAGUACCCAAGUCCUGUCCGAUUGCGGUCUUUGGAGAUAAUGAUAUAACACUCACCAAAGAUUCCGCUGCUGGAGCUGUACUCACAGCUGCAUCUGUGGUCCAGAGUUCACAGCCCGCCGAUGCAGAUGUAGAAGUGCCAGUCGCAGUUCCGGUGACCGCAGAGAUUGUCAAUCUGCCGCCAACACGAUCGCGGAAAACCUCAUGGAUCGCAAAUCAAUCGGCGGUGGACAAGCUGCUCACACUUUUCCAUACUACCGCGAUUUUUCAGCGUAGCUCAUCUCCAGAAACCAAAACCAAUGCGCCGACCACAAAUAACGAACAGAACACAACCACCAGUACCACAACCACAAUAAUAACAACAGCAACGACAAACACCACAACUGGCGGCGGUUUGGGUUUCACCGACGUCAAUGUCCAAGCCUCAAAUACACUCGUAGCCACACGAAAGACAACACCACCCGCGUGGACGCCACUCGAUGCAAACGUCAGCAAUGCAGGCGCCACUUCUUUUCUGGACACUGCCUCGCGACAAUUACGAGACUUUGGUAAGCAGGUCUUCAGACAGAACCUCUCGUUCAACCAGAGCGGCGAUGCGGGGAACAAUGGAGCAGCCGUGUUGGAACCAAUUGCCACAUCCACUAGCGUCACGACGGGAACCAUAACAUCGAUCAGUUCGGAGGCGGCAAACACAAACGAACUCAAUGCGGCGCACAUACCGAUGAAUCUGAAGCGGGAGCUCAAGGAAAACAUAUCCCCAGAGCACACGAUCAAUGAGGAGACGCUGCACACCCUUCAGAAGUUGGCACGGUCCGAGGACGUCACAUUGAGGGCCGAGGCUGCGGCCGAACUGGGCGACAUUGAGAUUGUGAUGCACAGCGAGCUGGACGAUUGCUUGACUGAGGGAGCCCAGGAAGAUGCCGCGGCAGUGGGACCAGCAGUGGCUUCGCCACCAGCCUCAGUGGCGACACCUCAAAUUUAGGACGCAGCCAAGCACUGAAGUGGGGCUACAACAAAAAAAAAAGAAGAAGAAGCAAUUGGACAUGUGCAAUUGACAAUGUUGAUGACCAAUCAAUCAAUCAAUGAAGCAAACAAACAGCGAAGAGCAACCAACCCACCCACCCAUCCACUCUUUCCCUGGCGUUCCUCUGUAACCCAACCACCACCACCCGCCCGCCUUGUAAUUGUUGCAAAGACAAAAAACAAAAAGAGAAGAAAAGCAAAGACGAAAACAGUGAAAAGUGAAAAGAUUUUGCCCCACACACAACAUGAAUAAUAACGCAAGUACACAAGUUUUUACAAAUUAAACAUAUUUUUUUUCUGUUUUAUUUUUGGUUAAAUUCUUUUUAAGUCGCAUAUACAUACAACAUAUACAUACAUAUAAAUAUAUAUACAUACAUAUAUUUACAUAUACAACAAUAUACUUACGCAAAAUAUAAAUAUAUUUUAUUGAUGAUAAGAAACAAAUGAAUGAACGUAAGCAACACAGAGAAGGGUAUACAUUACUUAACACAAAAAACAAACCAACCAACAAACAAACAAAGAAAAAACAAACAAUUGAAUUAAUAGCAAAUUGUAAAAGUUAAAAGUGUGGGCAGUUUGAAAAGUCGUUCAGUGCUAAAAAUCGAAAGCAAAAUUUGUACUUAACAGCAAAAAGUGUGUAUAACAUAUAUAUUUUUUAUAAUUUUAUUAUGAUUUUUCAAACUUAAAACUGCAGCAAAACUUAUCAUAAAUACAUACUUUAAUUUUUGUUGAUAUGCUAAGUUUACGAUAUAAUGAAUGGAGAGGUACAUACAUAUGAGUAUAUUUGUCUGAUGUCCGAUAGGAAUUAUUCAGAAACCUUAACAAAAUGUCCAAACUGUAAAAUCGAGGUUUCUUGUACUUUGUUUCUUUCGAAAUGUGCAAUGCCUUAUAAAACAAAAGUGUAGUUAGCUAAAGCAAUGAACUUAUUCAAAAUAUUCACUCACACAUUUCUUAUUGUGGAGACCAACACAACAAACACACACACACACAAAAUUAACAACAAAUUAGUAUUGUAAAAGAAAAACAAAAAAUUAAAUUAAAUAAAAUGACACAGACGUGCGAGGCAGUGGAAGAGAUUUUUUGCUUUUGCUACAAAUCCAAACACACAAAGAUACAAAUACAAUAAUUAAUAUAUAAUUUGCCAAAAGAACCAAUUUUGUAAAUUCAAUAAAAAACAAAACAAAAACCCACCAGCAGUUCAAGUUGAGAAAGUAUAGUAGUAGACAACAUUGAGUUGAGAAUUAUACGCGCAAGAAUUACUUAAAAUUAAAACGUACAUUCUUACAUUUCACACACAAAAAAAAAACCCAAAAUAAAUCCAAUUGAUCUCAUUAUGUGAUAUUUGUCGUAGUACCCAAAGCGUUCACUGUUAUCUACAUGUAACCGAAACAUAUGAGUUAAAUAAUAUACAUUUUUUGUACAUAUACGGAACACGCGAACACUCUCGUCUCUUAAGUACAUAAAUAAUAGUACUUACAUAUAUUAAAUACAUACAUAAAUAUAUAUUCUAACUCGCAACCGCAAUUACACUUACAAUUACGACUAUAUAUGAAGCUGUUCAAUAAACAUACAUACAUACUAUAUACGUACAUACAUACAUAUUAAUACAUACAUACAUAUAUACAUGCAUAUAUUUGUUGUGAAAAACUGAAUGAUCAUGUGAAUGCCAAGAGCGACUUUUCAAAUUGUCCCGCGUCCCGCCAACUUUUAAAUAAUUUACAAUCUGCUGCUCACAAAAUAGAAACGAUAAUACUAGCAACAACAAAACUAAAAAAUUAACGUAAUGUCCUAAGUACAUACUAUAUAAUUCGAUGAAUCCUUGUAAAUAUCGCGUGUGUACUGUAACCUGUAAAAGAACGUGGCUGGACAUGUCGGCCCAUUUAAGAACUAAGACUUAAUCUUCAGUUGUUAUUUUCCUGUUCGUUUUUCAAGUUAUUUUUCUAUGUGAGGAUUUGAUUUAAUGACCACUACUCCCUUGUGUUUAAUUAUAAGUAGCUAAACGCUUUUUCAAUAUUUUCCAAUGUCACACAAUUAUUUUUGAUAUCGUUAGCUCACACACACUUUAUAUAUAUAUAUAUAUGUUAAUGAGAAAGUUGUUAUCCAUUAUUUGAAUUAUUUUAUAUAGUUGAAGCGAAUGAACGCAGUGCAACAUUUAUAUCAAUUCAGUUAUUGUUUGAUUAUUAUGAUUAUUAUUAUUAUAAUUUUAUGUUUUGUAAAUUAUAUCGUACUUAAUUUACAAACCUGUUGCUGGUGCUCACACAGAUUAUUAAAAAUUAGGCACUAGAAUAUUAUGUACUUGCCGGCACUCUAAAAUUAAUUUCAUUUAACAAAAUGUACUUUUUGAAAUUUAAUUUUGGAUUAACAUAUACAACAUAAUAAAUAUCUCUUGAAAAAACAAAUGCUUUGGCUAAUUGGUAACUUAAACGUAUUUUC
Molecule: messenger RNA, 8280 nt
Organism: Scaptodrosophila lebanonensis
Lineage: Eukaryota; Metazoa; Arthropoda; Insecta; Diptera; Drosophilidae
Product: mucin-5AC
Exons: 9
Coding region: 395-5806 (1803 amino acids)
Source: RefSeq, a predicted model, not a curated record